AUGAGUCGGCCAUCUGCCAAGCUCUGCGCCGAGUGUUUCCCGGGCUCCUUGCGGCCGUCCCGGGCACUGCGGGGCGUUGGUGUUGCUCGUGAGAGGACAUACAACGCUGCUCAGCGCAGUGGGAUCUCCUCUGCGGCUGCACGUCGGGAUAGGACCUCGCCAUGCACUUUUUCUGCCGGCAGAUUUGUGGGUGAGCAGUCACCAUUGCGAUCGACGCAGAGGGUUCGGGGCCUGGCCACUACUAGCGAUGCGACAGUAAAGGAGGCUGAGGUGGAGAAGGUGUCUGGACCCCCGCAGGAUGGACCGAUGAAGGAGUAUGACGACCGCGUGCAGGAGGGUCGUUUGCGCGAUGACCCGUACCAAAGAGCAAUUAUUCAGAACCUGCAGAACUUAUACGAGGCUCUGAAAAAUUAUACUCCUCCUGCCGUCAUUCAUCCAUCUGUCCAGUCCUUGGACCCCGAACCUGAACGGUCUUUCUUUGCCUCGUUGUUCAGCCGUGGUGGCAAAGAAGCGCCAAAAUCGACGAUUCCCGAGUCCCUCCCCAAGGGUCUGUACAUGUUUGGCGACGUUGGGUGUGGAAAGACCAUGCUUAUGGAUCUGUUCUUCGAUACCCUGCCUCCCAAUAUCAAGACCAAGACUCGCAUUCAUUUCCACAACUUCAUGCAGGAUGUACAUAAGCGCAUGCAUGUUGUCAAGAUGAAGUAUGGUAACGACUUUGAUGCAUUGCCUAUGGUUGCUGCAGAUAUCGCCGAGACUGCUAGUGUGCUUUGCUUCGACGAGUUCCAGUGCACUGACGUCGCCGAUGCGAUGAUCUUGCGGAGACUCCUGGAGAUCUUAAUGUCACACGGUGUUGCCGUCAUCACAACCUCCAACCGUCACCCCGACGAUCUGUACAAAAACGGCAUCCAGCGUCAAUCAUUUAUUCCCUGCAUCAACCUUCUCAAAAGCCAAUUGAACGUGAUCAACCUGAACUCCCCCACGGACUACCGCAAAAUUCCUCGCCCUCCUGCCGCAGUUUAUCACAACCCGCUUGGCUCAGACGCAGACGCCCACGCUCAAAAAUGGUUCGACUACCUAGGCGACCCAAUCAAUGACCCACCCCACCCAGCAACCCAAGAAGUUUGGGGCCGCACUAUCCAAGUGCCUCUAGCGAGCGGCAAAGCCGCGAAAUUCACCUUCAACCAGCUGAUUGGCACAGCCACCGGUGCAGCAGACUACCUCGAGCUCGUCCGCCAUUACAAUGGCUUCAUCAUUACUGACGUACCAGGCAUGAACCUAAACCAACGCGAUCUGGCCCGCCGGUUCAUCACCUUCAUUGACGCAGUCUACGAAAGCCGCGCGAAGCUCGUUCUUACCACCGAAGUCCCGCUGACGAACCUCUUCCUCUCUGCGGAUGACAUCAAGGGGUCGAUGAAGGAUGGUGAUCACUCUGACCUGUCGGAUGCCAUGCGCAACCUCAUGGAUGAUUUGGGUAUGUCUGUGCAGGCGCUUAAGAAUACGUCUAUUUUCAGCGGUGACGAGGAGCGCUUUGCCUUUGCACGUGCGUUGUCCAGACUUUCGGAGAUGGGGAGCAAAGAGUGGGUUGAGCGGGGCAUGGGUGUUGGUAUGAGUGAGCAGGGGAGCAAGGAGGAUCGAGAGGCUUGGUUGAAGACUCGGAGUCAUUGGAGUGAAGAUAACAUGUAG
This is a messenger RNA of Penicillium pulvis, 1683 nucleotides long. RefSeq names its product AFG1/ZapE family ATPase. The coding region runs from base 1 to 1683 and encodes 560 amino acids. The transcript has 3 exons. NCBI's taxonomy places the organism in Eukaryota, Fungi, Ascomycota, Eurotiomycetes, Eurotiales, Aspergillaceae. The record is from RefSeq and is a predicted model, not a curated record. Gene Ontology annotation, molecular function: ATP hydrolysis activity; ATP binding. Gene Ontology annotation, cellular component: cytoplasm; mitochondrion. Gene Ontology annotation, biological process: protein quality control for misfolded or incompletely synthesized proteins.